Bombina bombina (fire-bellied toad) is the source of this 2924-nucleotide messenger RNA. RefSeq names its product ectonucleotide pyrophosphatase/phosphodiesterase 7 (gene ENPP7). Bases 1 to 2142 code for a protein of 713 amino acids. The record is from RefSeq and is a predicted model, not a curated record. Lineage: Eukaryota; Metazoa; Chordata; Amphibia; Anura; Bombinatoridae. The transcript is spliced from 7 exons.
AUGUACCGGAGAUUCAUAGAUGAUCUCCUCCUGAUAUGGAGGGGAUCAAUUGAGGAAGGCACUAAAUUUGUGGAAAGUCUCAAUGACAACGAUGUUGGUCUGAGCUUUACAAGUACUGCAAGUAAAACAAAUAUAGAAUAUUUGGACCUCACACUCUCUAGUGAAGGUAGUAAAGUAGUCACUAAACUACAUAGGAAACAGAUAGCAGGUAAUAGCAUUUUGCAUGCUAAAAGUAUGCAUCCUAAACAUACAAGCUUUGGCAUACUUAAAGGAGAAUUCAUUCGUUUACGAAGGAAUUGCUCUUCAAUAUCAGAGUAUCAUAAUAUGGCCAGAGACUUUAAAGAGAGGUUUUUACAGAGAGGAUUCUCUAGGAAGCUAAUCACUAAAGCAUACAAUAUAGUAUCUAGAAUGGAUAGAGACCAAAUGCUCAAUAUGAAUAGAGCGCACAAAGACAAAAAGAUGAUCAACGUACCAAUAUUUGUAACAAAUUAUAGCAAGCAAUUUGAUCAGAUUGCAAGCAUUAUUCACGAUUGCCUACCGAUCCUUAAAGGAGAUGGAGAUCUCUAUGAGAUAGUACAAAAAGGAUGUAAAUGCAUCCCAAGAAGAAACAAAACCCUGGGGAACAUUUUGGCCCCAAGUGAAAUUAAAAUAAAUCCACAAAGAUCUACAAGCUGGCUGGAAUGCAAGGGCCACUAUAGAUGUGGGGCUGCGAGAUGCAAAGCUUGCUCCUACACCCGAAUUGCAAAGAUGUUAGCUGUGUGUCUUCUCCUUUCUGCACUGCUACCUCUGGGGUCUUCCCUACCAUUACAGGCUCGGGCCCCUCACAAGCUUCUGCUUAUCUCCUUUGAUGGUUUUCGGUGGGAUUACGAUCAGGAUGUGUCUAUGCCCAAUAUGGACGCUAUGGCCAGUGAAGGAGUGAAAGCCAAGUACAUGACUCCAGCAUUCAUCACAAUCACCAGCCCCUGUCACUUCACCCUCCUCACAGGAAAAUACAUUGAGAAUCACGGAGUGGUCCACAAUAUGUAUUUUGACAUGAGUACUGGAGAGAAGAAAGGUUACCACGCCACGCAGGGUGUCUCUAAAUGGUGGGAUAAUGGUAGCCUUCCUAUCUGGAUCACAGCCCAAAGACAGGGACGUAAAACUGGUUCUCUCUUUUUCCCUGGAGGCAAUGCCACAUACAAAGGGGAGAAUGUGAACGUAAAGAAGGUGGAAUCCGUGACUCACAAGUGGGGCAAUGAGACAGAGUGGAGACAAAAUGUUGAUACGGUGAUGAGUUGGUUCACUGAGGAAGAUCUAGAUUUUGUGGCUUUGUACUUUGGAGAACCAGACAGCACUGGACACAAAUAUGGUCCAGACUCUCAGGAGCGUAAGGAUAUGGUCAGUCAAGUUGAUCGCACAAUUGGUUAUAUCCGUAGUCAGAUUAAAAAACACAAUCUUGAGUCAAAACUUAACCUUAUCAUCACAGCUGAUCAUGGUAUGUCCACAGUAAAAAAAGGCCCUGAAGAGAUUGUGCUCAUAGAUAUUGCAAAUUUCACCUACUCUGACCUCGACUUCCACUUGGUAGAUUAUGGCCCUACAGGUUUAAUCUUGCCUAAGGAAGGAAAAUUGGAGAAGGUAUACCAGGCCCUGAAAGGGGCUCACCCCAAGCUACAUGUGUACAAAAAGGAAGAGCUUCCAGAGAGGUUACACUUUGCCAAUAACCCAAGGAUCGCUCCACUGGUGCUAUAUGGAGAACCAGGAUAUGUGAUCCAUGCGUUUGCCAAACUACAGUUUAAUAAAGGUGAACAUGGAUUUGACAAUGACUACAUAGAAAUGAAAACCAUUUUUCGUGCCGUGGGUCCAUCCUUCAAACAGGGGCUGGUUGUGGAGCCAUUUGAGAGUAUUCAUGUAUAUGCCCUGUUGUGUGAGCUUCUGGGAAUCAAACCUGAACCUAAUGAUGGGUCCCUGGAUGUGACACGGAACAUGUUGCUGGAGGAGAAUAAUGAUGAUGACAGAUUUCCUAAUGGCCUUCCAAAUGAACUCUACAUAGCCACGCUUUGUCUCACAUCAGUGCUGGGCCUGCUUCUCGUCAUUUUUAUUGUCGCGACAAUCACAACAAGCAUUCAAAGGCGCAAGCAAAGGCGAAGAGAGGAGAAAUUCUGAGACCCCCAGAUCACAACUUGGACUAUAUGAAAUGAUGGGGAAAUCCUCCUCCGGAUCUGCUGUUGACCUUUGAAGUGGUUUAACACUUUCCUUACCACAGUACACUUGGUGGAGAGAAUAUUACAGAACAAAAAAUGGGUUCAUAGCUGUCACUGGCCAGGCUCCUCCAACCUUUAUUUGCAUCCCACAUAACCUAUGAAUAAGGGAUAUUAUUUUACAAUAAACUGGGAGCAGUAACACCGCUUUUUGAGGCUCCUUUUACAUAUUUUGAGAAUCAGGACCAUUUUCCAGUAUUACACAGCUACAAAGUCAAAUAUAAUGUUGUAUGUCUAACAUUGUACACAGUGUUGUACACUGAAUCACACACCACUCACAGUAUUUUGAUUUUUUUUGACUUACUUACUAAAGUAUUGGGAGAGCAGAAAGACUUUAAUAAGUUCUGUAAUCAAAGGUCUAGAUUACGAGUGGAUCGAAAAUUAACGCUCCCGCUUGAGUGUUAAUUGUGCUAGAAUUAAGUUUUUGUGUUUGUCGGGUUGCGCUCGUACUAUGAGUUGAAAGUAAACAGUUUUCGCUCUCGCGCUAACCCAUCAAACGCAAAAAAUAGAGAAAAAAAAGUGGAAAAAAACACCCCUCUCUCACACAAACACGAUUGCAUAUUCUCAUUUGCGCUAACGCAGCAUGAAAAUAUGAAUAAAUACAUAGAACAUAUUCUGCUAUGUGUAGAAAUAUUUACAGUCAAUAUAUAGUUAAAACCUUUAUAAAAAUUGAUAUUGCAUAAAAAA